AGUGUCACUUUGCAACAGCCCUCUGUUCACAGGCCACAUUCUGGUCCUUAUUUUCAACUGCCUCUUUCCUCCUGAGCCCUCCUACCAGCUGCUGUUGCCAAAUGCAGGAAAAGCGGGUGAUGGGGGUGGAGGAGCCUCGGUGGUUAAUCUGGGGUUGAAGUGCUGGCUCGGUUAGCUCGGAGUGGCUGAACCUCUUGCUGAAGAAACACGUUUUCUGGGGAGCUGCACAGCAGAGUAACCUCUGCCCGGGUGAUCUGAUGAGAAAUCACCUUCUGGCCGGGACCCAAACUAAACAUGGGAUUAACUUUGCCCUACGCGUGUGCUGGCUCGUAGCUGUUAAGAGUCAGUGAGAGUGCUUAAUCCAGUCAGUCUGGGAAGAGCUGUGCCCGUAGAGAUGGGAGCCAAGCUGCUGUGCCUCUUCCUUGUCUCUGCCCUCAUUGCUUACUACAUCUACACUCCAAUCCCUGAAGACAUUGAGGAGCCCUGGAAAGUGAUGCUAAUCACGGCUAGCUUCAGAGCCAUGGGGCAUCUGGCUGAGGUUGCAGAUCAGCUGGGACUGAUGCAUUAUAUGGAAGGUCUGAUGCUGCUCACGACUGCCGAGUACGUUGCACCCACAUCCGAUGAAAACGUCACUGUGACGGACACAGAAUUCAACAACGUUGCCGUCCGGCUGUUCCUGCCCAGAAGGACGUCUGAUGGGCUGAGAAGGGCAGUGAUCUACUUCCAUGGGGGAGGAUGGUGUGUAGGAAGUGCAGGCAUGAAACCCUAUGAUCAUCUGACAAGGUGGACUUCAAACGUGUUAAAUGCUGUCGUGGUAUCAGUCAAUUACAGGUUGGCACCUAAAUACCAUUUUCCCAUUCAAUUUGAAGAUGUGUAUUCAGUAACGAAGUUCUUCCUCCAGAGCAGCGUCCUCUCCCAAUAUGGGGUAGACCCAGAUCGGAUCUGUGUUGCAGGAGACAGUGCAGGUGGCAACUUGGCUGCAGCUGUGGCACAACAGCUGUUGAAGGACUCUGAAGUUAAAACUAAACUCAAAGCCCAGGCUUUGCUUUACCCUGCUCUUCAAACCCUUGACCUGAAUUUGCCAGCUUACCAAGAAAAUGAACACAAGCCGAUUUUACCCAAGUCGCUUAUGGUCAAGUUCUGGAGUGAAUAUUUCACUUCCGAUUCAUCUCUCAGGGAAGCGAUGGCCUCCAACAGGCACGUCCCGGUUGAAUCCAGCCACUUAUUUCAGUUUGUAAACUGGAGCAAUUUGUUGCCUGAAGAGCUGAAGAAGGAUCAUGUUUACACCAGUCCCACCUACGGAAGUUCCGAGCUUGCUCAGAAGUACCCGGGGUUUCUGGAUACCAGGGCUGCCCCGCUGCUGGCGAGAGAUGCCCAGCUCCGUGGGCUGCCCCUCGCCUACGUCCUCACCUGCGAGCACGAUGUCUUACGGGAUGAUGGAGUCAUGUACGCCGAGCGCCUCCGGGCAGCAGGCGUUCCUGUCACACAUGAUCAUGCCAAGGAUGCCUUUCACGGGGCGAUGAUGUUUGUCUUGAGUCCAGCCGAGUUAGCUGUAGGGCACCGGCUGCUGAACAGAUAUAUUGAGUGGUUAAAUGAGAAUCUAUGAGUUGAAAAUGUCGGUCUAGUAUGGCUGGCUUGUGUCCCCUGGGUGCUAUUGAGGAGCAUAAGAGGAGCUAUGUGAGUUUUUGGGUGUGAUUGCCGUCUUCCUUGUGUUGCCCUGCAGUGUCUGGAUUGCAGCGUUUCUCAUCUUCUCUGGCAGGAACAGCGGUCUGAUUCUAAUCUAAGUGUUCUUUCAGUGCUGUUGUCUGAGCUCAGAACCCCAUAAACCAUCAGGGCUGCCCUGGGAUUUCUCUCCUGGCCAAAACCAGAAGAGUCGAUGUGCCUGACCCUGCCCUCACACUGCCUGGGCUUGUGGGCCUAUGGGACUUGAUGUCUCAUGCUGGUUGCUUCUUGUUUCUUCAUAUUGCAAUGUCUUCAUAUAGCAGGCUUGUGCAAAUGAGCAAGAUCACUAUUUGCACACAGGAGGUGCUUGGUGGCAGCUUGUUCCCUGUCCCCUUUGGUGUGCUCCCUUAUCCUUUGGGACACGCUGGUGAGGCCCCGCUGGGUGACGGGGUGAGUGGAGGUGCAGGGACAUAACUUCAUGAAGUCCACAGCAGCUUGUGAAACCCUGCCCAUCACAUGUGGCUGCUGGGCUUGUGCUUUUUUUUCUCUCCAGCACAGCUCAAGGGUAACACUUGGAAACCAAACGGGAUGGCUGUAACAGUGCAAAUGUUCAGGUUUUUUGGUUUUGUUUGGGUUUGGUUUUUUUUAAAGCAUCUCUCUUCUCAGUAAUAGCUUUCUUUAGUAGCUGUACUAGAAAGAAAUAGCGUAACAAAAUGGCACUGAAUAUUCUUAAGAUAAAGGAAGGCUAUGAAGGUCCCAGCCUUACAAUAGCACUGCUGUAUGUUUUAUGUUUUAUGUUCCACUUACCAAAUAAGUGUUAUAAUGAUCCUUAAAAUUGUUUGGCCUAUUUUACAUAUGAAUUUUUAGAAAGAAAAUUGUUAUUAUUGUGAGGCACAAAAUGAGACCGUGAAAAUUGCAACAUCAGCGUCUCCAGCAGGAGAGGCUAAAGCCACAGUAAGCAACAUCUUUAUCCAGAGCAGUAAACAGUAAAAACCACCCCAAGGGAAGGCUUUGUUCACUCUCCCAAUAGAGAUGGAAAUGAAAUUUGGUGUUUGAUAGUAAACAAAACACAACUUGGCAAAUAGUUUUGGUCUUCCAGUAUUUUUGAAACUGUUGAUUAAGUUGUUCCCUGUUAGCAAACUCAGUUUAAGGCUCUAUUACAUUGGUGCUGCUUAGUGUAUUCAUUAUUUUCAUUAACCUGUUUUCAGCUGGGAUAGAAUUAAUUUUCCUCCUAGUAGCUGCUAUGUUUUGCAUUUAGUAUGAGAAUAACAUUGAUAACACAUAUUGUUUCAGUUGUUGCUGAGUAAUGCUUAUAUUAAUUCAAGGACUUUUUCAGCUUCCCAUAGAAGCUGGAAGGGAGCAUAACCAGGACAAACUGGCCAAAGGAAUAUUCCAUACCAUAGAUGUCAUGCUCAGUGUAUAAAUGGGGGUUGGCCAGGGAGUGGGGAUCUGUGAUCACUGUUGGGGGCAGGCUGGGCAACUGAUCAUUGGGUGGGGAGAAGAUUAAUUGUAUUGCAUCUCUUUGUUUUAUCUAUUCUUAUACCAUUGUUAUUGUUAUUAUUUCUUCUGUUCUAUUAAACUGUCUUUAUCUCAACCCACAAGGUUUUUUUUUCCUCCUUUUUCUCCCUCUUCUCCCUACCCUACUGGAGUGGGAGGCAUGGUCCUAGUUGGUGGUUGGAGUUAAACCAUGACAACACUUCACACAAGUGGUUCCAAAGGCUCCUGUUAAGGUUUAACCCAUAAAGCUGUGCUAUUUUGUUUCUUCACACUGAGGUUGGCCUGGAGCCCCAGACUGAACACUCCUACCAGAGGACAGCACAUCUCAAACCUGCAAGGAGAACCUAGAGCUGUCUCCUGGUAUUGCUUAUCUGACACCAGUAUAGGACACUCAACUGUUGGCAACAACAAAAACUGCAGAGA
Messenger RNA from Calidris pugnax (ruff), 3582 nucleotides. It is a transcript of the gene AADAC, whose product is annotated as arylacetamide deacetylase. Gene Ontology annotation, molecular function: carboxylic ester hydrolase activity. Lineage: Eukaryota; Metazoa; Chordata; Aves; Charadriiformes; Scolopacidae. The record is from RefSeq and is a predicted model, not a curated record. The transcript is spliced from 5 exons. Bases 395 to 1606 code for a protein of 403 amino acids. Gene Ontology annotation, cellular component: membrane.